AUGGCUUCCGCCGCCGGAUCCCCUCCCGUUGGCUUCUCUUUCUCUGAGCUCCUCAACGGGGGCAUACAGGGCGACGCAAGCGACUGCUCAAAGCCACCGCCCGCGAGCUGCGGGUUCGCUGGAGCCGGCAUGCCCAAGUUCAAGUCUCUGCAUCCGCCGUCGCUGCCCAUCUCGCCGGCGGCUCUCUCCCCUUCAUCCUACUUUUCUAUGCUGGCCGGCCUCAGCCCCGCCGAGCUGUUGGAUUCCCCCGUCCUCCUUUCCUCUUCCGGCGUGAGUGUUCCAUCUGUGUCUUCUGAUUCUUUUUCUCUCCGGUGGGGAAGAUUUUCGAUUUUCUGAUCUGGGAAGCUCAUCCCCUUGCAGGUCUUGUCGUCUCCGACCACCGGAACCCUUCCUGCUCAGCAGUUCAACUGGAAGGCGAGCUCGAAUUCUCUCCCCGACUUCUCUUUCAAGACCCAUCCUGCCCCCAGCAGCGAUUCCGCUUCCGCCUUCCCGACCUCCCUGGUAGGUCCAUCGCCACGGUUUCAGUCUUCCUGUCUUCUUCCUCCUCGGCAAAUCUCCGGUUUAAAGCUUCUCGAUUCUCUCGGUUCUUGAUGCAGGGCGCCCAGCAGCAGCAGAAGCAGACGCAGAAGCAGAAGCAGUGGAUGUAUCAAGAACCCAGCAACAGGGCGGCAGCGCCGCCGCCGGACCAGGUGCUCCCGAAUCAGACGAACUCCUCGCCCGAGGUCUCCUCCGUGGGGUACGAGUCCGACUCCUGCCAUCCCGGCCAUGGCGCUCAGGCAGUCAACGAACGCAGGUCACUGGACGACGGGUACAACUGGAGGAAGUACGGGCAGAAGCAGGUGAAGGGUAGCGAGAACCCCCGCAGCUACUACAAGUGCACUUAUCCUAAUUGUCCGACGAAGAAGAAGGUGGAGAAGAACAUGGAGGGGGUGAUUACGGAGAUCAUCUACAAGGGCCACCAUAACCAUCCGAAGCCACAGUGCACGAGGAGGAAUUCGUAUUCCCAGCAGAUCUGCCACCCCACGGCCUGCGGAUCGGCGGCGGUGGUCGACUCCCCCGCCACGCCGGAGAAUUCUUCGCUCUCCUUCGGCGGUGAGGAGAUCGACGACGACGACGAACCAGACGCCAAGCGCCGGUAAGUCUCAACUUAAAGAUUUCAUUCCCUCCUUUCCUGUAGAUUUCCUCAGGGGAGACGGCUUCAGCAUGGUGUUUUUCUGGUUUUCUCAGGAAGAAUGGAGAACACGAGGGGAUCUCAGCUCCGGCGAACAAGGCGGCGAGGGAGCCGAGAGUGGUAGUCCAGACCACGAGCGACAUCGACAUCCUUGACGAUGGAUACAGAUGGAGGAAGUACGGGCAGAAAGUGGUGAAGGGGAAUCCUAACCCGAGGUUUGAAUCUCCUCCUCUCCCCCUCCCUCUCUGCAGUCUAAACCCUCUGCGGUUUCGUUUCUCUCUCGAGGGGGGAUGUUCUUAAACUUUCCAUUUCUGGGCUCUGCAGGAGCUACUACAAAUGCACCAGCAUGGGUUGCCCGGUGAGGAAGCAAGUAGAGAGAGCUUCCCAUGAUCUGAGGGCGGUGAUCACCACCUACGAGGGGAAGCACAACCACGACGUCCCCGUCGCCCGCGGCAGCGGCCUGCCGGCCGUCAGAUUCCCCGGGGAAGGCGCCGCCGCCGCAGCUGUGACCGCCAUCAGGCCCUCCGCCACCGCCGGCAACUCCUUCUCCGGCAGAAACCAGUCUUCCGGCGGUCAAGCUCCGUUCACUCUGGAGAUGGUGCAGACUCAGCAGGGGGGCUUCUCCUUCUCAAACCCCCCGGAGUCGUUCUUCUCCAGAGCGAAGGAAGAGCCCAGAGACGACCUCUUCGUGGAGUCUCUCCUCUGCUGA
Messenger RNA from Spirodela intermedia, 1880 nucleotides. NCBI's taxonomy places the organism in Eukaryota, Viridiplantae, Streptophyta, Magnoliopsida, Alismatales, Araceae. The record is from the annotation of a GenBank genome assembly.